ACAAAAAGACAGUAACUCCGAAAAGAAACAUGUUAUAUGAUGUUAUGAAAAUGUUAUACAUACAUAUUCAGAUUCUUAUUGUCAGAUUUAGUCAAUUUAUUCUUAUUCAUAUAUUUGGUGUAGUUCCUCUUCUGGAAUACAAGUUCCAAAGCAAGUGGUUCUUUGUAUUGUAAUGAGUUUAUGCCUAAAUGCUUUUUAAUAUCAGGAAGUCUACAUUGACAGCUUAUAAUAAAACCUUAUGACUUCCGGGAGUGUCUUCAUAUUGUGUCUGAUUGGUUCCUUGCCAAAUUGUGAGGAGCUACAAUAUGAAUCACGAAGGAUAAUAAUCAACAACAGAAACCAGCAAUAUAUAAUAAGCCUAACGAAAUGUUGAAAGUGAAAAUACAGGCAGCCAUUAGCAUAAGCUCAUUGUAUGUACUUGCUGUACUUGCAGGCGUGUAAAGUUCUAUCCCAGAAUAUAAUCGUCUAUUUACCUAAUCAGCAAUGGGAAUUAAUCAAGGACCAGAAGAUGGGAAGAUUAAAUCAGGAAAACAACAGAAGGCGAAGCCAGAACCAUUAAGAAAGGAGAAGGGUAUUAUACAGUCUGAUUACGCAUGUGCAUUAGAAACCCUUGAAGGAAAUGAUGUCCCAGAAAACGAGGUACGCAUUCUUCUCUUAGGAGUUGAUGGAUCCGGAAAAAGUACAGUAAGAAAUUUGAUUCUUGGUAACGACACUUUCAAAACUGAUGAACCGAGUAGAGGAAAGACAAGGACAAGCUCAUAUGCCACCUGCGUGCGCAAUGGCAGACGUUUUGUUGUCGUUGAAACACCAUGUUUGUUUCAUACGAGAUUUGCACCAAAAUUUAUUAUCACUGAAGUUAACAAGCUAAUUGGCCUUACGUUACCAGGUCCACACAUUUGCAUAUUUGUAGUACCAAGCGUCGAUUUAUCAUCUGAAGAAAAGCAAGCAAUGGCGAGAAUGCAGAGUGCGUUCUUUCCGGGAGCUGCUGAUAACUCUAUGGUUGCACUAACAAAAAUCGAUGUCUUGAGCCCCAAAGGCAUGAGUCCAGAAGCAUAUGCAUCAGGUGCCGCAGUAGUGAUAAAAAAAAUAAUUGAAAAAUGUAAUAAUCGAGUUGUUCAUUUAGGUCUUACCAAUGGUAAAGAGGAAGAUGAGCUUCAAACCAAAAACCUUGUUGAUGUGAUCGAAAGUAUGCUAGAUAAAAAUAGCAAUAAAUUUUAUACAAACGAAGCGUACGCAUUAGCCCAAGUGAAUAUGAAAGUACACAAAACACAAUUAAAGGAAAAAUACUUGAGGACGGAAGCCGGCAUAUCACUACUCGAGAAAAUGAAAAAUGUUGAAGGAAUGCGUUCUAGGAAAAAAACAGAUGAAAAUGUCAGCAAUGCAACACCUGCGGAGGAAACAUUGGAAAAAAUGGAAAGUGGACUGAAAACACUUACAGAAAGCAUGACUGAAGUGGUAUGUGAUCAAGUUCGUGAGGGAGUUCUUCAGGAAUCAAUAACUCCUUUUGAGCUAAACUUAAGACGACUGAUAACAUCUGGAACUAAGUCUAUUGGAAGUUUCCUAGCCUCAUUUAUUAGUUUUGGCCCAUAAACCCUUUACAUAGAAAAGCCGAGAUUGGAACACGGGCACUGACUUAUGGAGCUUUUAUUGGCUGUUGAAUGGUGCACAGAUUUUUACACUCUAUACUCGAGUAGCACUAGUUGUUCUCAUUAAUUAAGAUCAAUCUUUGAACAGAAAGAAGGGUGCUCAGUCACCAUGAGCAUCCCUUUUUGAGUACGCCACUGCCAAUACGCCUAUGCAUUUGGAACGACAAGAAAAUAUAUCAUAACAGCGAUGCAAGUAAAGAGAUAAAUUCUAAACAACUACUGUUGCUGCUUACUUGGACUCGAAUUCAACCCUGGCCAUCAGGCGCAAGCUCGGUGGUCUACAGGUAUGAUGCCAGUCUAGUGAUGUGGAGAUCGUGGGUUCGAGUCCCACCCGAGAACAACUUGCGAUUUUUUUCGCAGUUCUUUUCAAAUAUUGUGAUAAUGUUGUUUUCCAUGUUAUUUGUUUUGUGAAUGUCUGUUUAGCCGUUAUAAGUGAAGUUUGUUUGGAUAUUGUAGUUAAGACUUGUUUAUUUAAUAUUUUCUUUUGUAUUUUUCUAAUGAUACAUUCCUUAAUUAAAUGCAAAGCGAUUCAUAUUAGCAAACACACCGAAACUAACAAUAAUGUUGUAUACAGUAUAAUAUUUUUAAUUUUAAAGAAGUGGAAUUCAAAAUUAUGUCUCAAAGGUCCUCUUCUAAAUCUGUUCACAUGUAUCAUUUAUUACAUUUACAGUGUAAUAAUAACCUACCAUUAUGAUGCCUUCAAAAUGUUAAUUUAUUAUAACGGCACUAGUGUUAAUUCUGAUAAUAAAGUCCUUGUGGUAUUCAUAAAUUGACCGACAAAAUUCCUAACGAUGCAGAUCAAAGUUAAGUAAGAAAUUUGAAAAAAAAAGUGUUGGUGCACUUUUUGUUGACGUUACAAAAAGAACUAAAUGCCAAAACGCUUUCGGUACAGCAUACAUUUCAAAAUCAUUGUUAAAUUUGGCAUACGUUAUUACUAUUUUUGGAAUUUAUAAUACUAAUCAAAAUCAUAACAAAAUUGGAUGGUUAUUGCAAAUUUGUAUAAAACAAGGUAUGAUUUAUAAUAACUAAACAGAUAUCCUAUUAUUCUGUUUUACAGUGUAUACAAUUAACUAUGUCUAUCAAAUUUCGUGUUAAGAAUGUGCACAGACCUAACCGAGUAUAUUUAUAGCACAUUCAAGUACAUCACAGCAAGGAGCCGUACCUCGAUUUUGGUAAUUUUAAAAUAAAUUAUAUGUAAAAACAAGCGUAUGUUCACAUUUAUUUGUAUACAACUGGUAAAUAAUAAUAUUGUAUAUAAUAUUGAGGAAUGCGAAAGUAGGCAUCUAAAGAUUCUCUUCUUAUUUUGCGUUCACAUGUAUUAUUUAAUACAUUCACAGUGUAAUAUAACUUACCAUUAUCAUGCCUUCAAAAUGUUUUAUAGGCCCUAAGGGCAUUACAGUCCAGUAUCUAAGGUUACCAAAAAUAGAUGGUUUGUUACAAUAGUGGAUGCAAAUUUGCUCUUUUGCAUUGUAAUAGAGCAUGUGUUGAUACAAAAUCAAAGUUACUAGAGAAUCUGAUUUGACCUCUGUGACCUGUGACAAUAAUGUUUAUGUUGUUUUCUAUCUCUGCAACGCUUGGGUCUAUAGAAAGUUGCUGUCAAACUGUUCAGAAUACAUGCAUUUACGUUCUCUAAAACCUUGUUAGUGAUAGGGUAUGUCGAAGACGACUAAGGUGACGACGACAGAGGAUGACUUAGGGAGUUGAUGAUGCUGAUGGAAUGAUGAUGCUGAUGGUAAUGCAUGACGAUGAUGAUGACUUUGACCGACGAUAAUAACGAUGAUCAUGAACAAGUAUGCUUUAAGAUGAUGGAGGAAGAUGAUGAUGAUAAUGAUGAUGUUGAUGAUGGUUAUGAAGAAGGAUGGUUUAAGAUGAUAGAGGAAGAUGAUGAUGAUAAUAAUGAUGAUGAUGAUAAUGAUAAUGAUGAUGAUGAUGAUUAUGAUGAUGAUUAUGAAGACGGAUAUGGUUUAAGAUGAUGAUAAUGAUGAGAGAUGACGUUUAUUUUGAUAAUUGAAGAUGGUAAAGUUCUUUUUUUUUUCUGGAUGAAUAUGUUGAGUGACUACGAUAAUGAUGAUGAUAGAAAAUUACUUCUCCGAUGGAGAACGAUAAUCAGGGAUAUGAUGCUGUAGAAUGACAAUGAUGUUGGAGAAUGACCAUAAUGAUGACGGCGAUUUUGAUAGUGAUGGAAGAUUGCGGUAUUGGAUGAUAAUGGAUGAUGAUGUUAAUGAAUGAUGAUAAUAUAUAUGAUGAUAAUCAAUCACAAAAAUAACAAUUAGAGAAUGACAAUGAUGGUGAUGAAUAAUAAUGGAGUGAUAAAUACGGGAUGAUGUUUAAUGGAAGAUGAUGAUAAUGGUGUGACAUCUGCAAUUUUAAAAACAUAUUUUAACAAAAAUAUAUCAAUACAGAUAUGUCUGAAUAACAAACUAUACUUUGCAGAAAUUUGACUUUCUCUAUAAUAUAAUAAUUUCAGAAACCUAGGUAUUGCAGAAAUAUGGCCAUUUCAUAUUUGUGUCCCAAAACAUAAAUUUUAAGAUCAAUCCUGCAACA
Molecule: messenger RNA, 4190 nt
Organism: Anneissia japonica
Lineage: Eukaryota; Metazoa; Echinodermata; Crinoidea; Comatulida; Comatulidae
Product: GTPase IMAP family member 7-like
Exons: 2
Coding region: 484-1590 (368 amino acids)
Molecular function (GO): GTP binding
Source: RefSeq, a predicted model, not a curated record